Messenger RNA from Drosophila montana, 2056 nucleotides. Its product is annotated as glucose dehydrogenase [FAD, quinone]. The record is from RefSeq and is a predicted model, not a curated record. The coding region runs from base 72 to 1949 and encodes 625 amino acids. Gene Ontology annotation, molecular function: flavin adenine dinucleotide binding; oxidoreductase activity, acting on CH-OH group of donors. The transcript is spliced from 2 exons. NCBI's taxonomy places the organism in Eukaryota, Metazoa, Arthropoda, Insecta, Diptera, Drosophilidae.
CAGUAGCGCACGGACAGCGCCAGUGGGCAGAACGCCGGAGAAUUCUAUUUGGAAACAUAUUUGGAACGAAUAUGGAGUUUCUGAGCGCCGAGUGCGCGGCCAGAUCGGCGGGCCCGGCAAAUACGCUGAUGUCGCUGCUGCUGCACACGCUAAUUGCCAAAUUCUGUGAUCUGAGCGGACAGCAACAGUGGCCGGCGGAUCGCGGCGAUUGGCUGGAGCAGGCGGGCGGCUUUGAGGAGCCAUACGAUUUCGUUGUCAUCGGUGCGGGAAGUGCGGGCUCUGUGGUCGCCGGCCGGCUGGCGGAGCAGGCCAAUUGGCGCAUCCUGCUGCUGGAGGCGGGCGGUGAUCCGCCGAUUGAGACGGAAUUCGUUGCCUGGCACAUGGCCACACAGUUCUCGAAAUGGGACUGGCAGUACCAUACGCAGCCGAACGGGCGCGCCUGCAUGGCCAUGCUGGGCGAGAGCUGUCACUGGCCGCGCGGCAAAAUGCUUGGCGGCACCAACGGGAUGAACGCGAUGAUCUAUGCGCGCGGCACACGCACCGAUUUCGAUGACUGGGAGCAGAGGGGCAAUCCCCGCUGGGGCUAUGACGAGGUGCUCAAGCAUUUCCGCAAGGCCGAGGAUUUGCGCUCCACCCGACCGGACUACAAGCCCGGCGAUCAUGGCGUCGGCGGACCCAUGGGACUGAACAACUAUGUCUCGGACAAUGAGUUCCGCACGACCAUACGGGCGGGCAUGCUGGAGAUGGGCUAUGGCAGUGCGCCGGACUUUACCGAGGGCUCCUUUGUCGGCCAGAUGGAUAUAUUGGGCACCCAGGACGGUGGUCGUCGCAUCACCACCGCGCGCUCCCAUCUGCCCAAGGAUGCGCCCAAUUUGCAUAUUGUGCGACACGCCCACGUCAAGCGUCUGAAUCUGGACGACCAACGGAGGGCCGAGAGCGUCACCUUUGUCCAUCGCGGUGGCAAGGAGUACACGGUGCGGGCCAGCAAGGAGAUAAUCCUCUCGGCCGGCGCCAUUGGCAGCCCACAGAUCCUCAUGCUCUCAGGCAUUGGACCCGCUGAGCAUCUGAGAAGCGUUGGCGUGCCCGUCAAGCUAGAUCUGCCCGUCGGUCACAAUCUGAAGGAUCACGCCAGCCUGCCCGUUAUCUUCCAGAUCGAUAAGUCAACGGCACGUAAGCCCACCGAAGAGGAGCUGGUGGAUGCCAUGUACAAUCUGCUGAUGGGUCGCUACAGCAAGCUGCUGCAUCAUGAGGCGACUGCCCUGACGGGCUUCAUCAAUACCACCUCGCUGCAUGGCCCCAAUCCGGACAUACAGACAACGAAUUUCUUCAGCCUAAUGCAGAGUCCGGAGCUGCGUGGCUAUGUGGCCGCCACCGGGUUCAAUGAGCGCGUCGCCAAGAGCAUUCUGUCUGCCAACGAGAAGUCCAACACGUAUAUCACAUAUCUGCUGCACCUGAAACCCUUCUCCGCCGGCCGCCUGGAACUGCAGAGCGCCGACUUUCUCGACGCGCCACUCAUCGAUCCGGGCUAUAUGACCGAUGAACGGGAUGUGGAUACCUAUAUACGCGCCCUGAACAUCUACAAGCGUCUGCCCGAGACGCGUGCCUUUGGCGAGCGUGAGGCGAAGCUGCACCAGGUCGAUCUGGAGGCCUGCAAUGGUCUGGCCUAUCAGUCGGACGACUAUUGGCGCUGUUAUAUACGCCACAUGACCACCACCGUCUACCAUCCGGUGGGCACGGCCCGCAUGGGACCCGCCACCGAUCCCACGUCCGUCGUCGAUGCCCGGCUCCGAGUCCAUGGCGCCAGCGGACUACGUGUGAUCGACGCUAGCAUUAUGCCCGAUAUUGUCGGCGCGAAUACAAAUGCCGCUAUCAUUAUGAUCGGUGAGAAGGGUGCCGACAUGAUCAAGGAGGAUUACCUGGGUGCUGCCAGUCAGCACACGGAGCUUUAAUUUGCCGUUUGCCGUCUGCCGUGAAUCAGCCUCCGAGCUCUGCUCGGUUGAGGUAGCUGCAGCACGCACUUUAAUCAUUUAUACGAUCUAUCUUUUUCCAUUUUUUU